AUGUACGGUGUAGCAUCCCAUCUUAUCGAGACCGUAACGAACCAGUCUUUGGGGUCAUUUUUGCAAGAUAACAUCUGGUUGCCACUGGGCAUGACUGAGACUUAUAUUUCCCUCGAGGAGGCUGAAAGCGCACAACAGGAUGUUUCACAAGGCUUCUAUAUGACCGAGGAUGGCAAUAUUACCUCCACUGAUCGAGUCUUCAUAGAAACUCUUCGUGGGGCAGACUACGUGAAGUGGGUCUCUACUUUAUUGAAUCGUGGGCCACCCUUCUCGCAAUCAGCUUAUGCGACAUUACUCGGCAGCCAUUCUAUUGUUUCACGCAACCCUGUCGAGCCGUUCCAAACUCCAACGCUUUAUGGGCUGGGAUGGAUGUUACAAGCAUAUCAUGGCGAGGUGAUAUUGUCUCAUGAAGGAUCUCAAUUUGGGUAUGGAGCGAGUGUUGUUCUUUUACCACAGCGGAAAUUCGGGCUUGUGCUAUUGGGGAACAAUAUGAAUGGUGUCAAUGCCGCGGCGAAUGUGCUCGCUUAUCAUCUGAUCGAUGAGGAGUUGGAUAUUCCCCCGGAACGACGGUUCGACUGGGUUAAAAGGUACGCGAAAUAA
Penicillium cataractarum is the source of this 600-nucleotide messenger RNA. RefSeq names its product serine hydrolase domain-containing protein. The record is from RefSeq and is a predicted model, not a curated record. NCBI's taxonomy places the organism in Eukaryota, Fungi, Ascomycota, Eurotiomycetes, Eurotiales, Aspergillaceae. The transcript is spliced from 2 exons. The coding region runs from base 1 to 600 and encodes 199 amino acids.